Callorhinchus milii (elephant shark) is the source of this 2309-nucleotide messenger RNA. It is a transcript of the gene slitrk2, whose product is annotated as SLIT and NTRK-like family, member 2. Gene Ontology annotation, cellular component: glutamatergic synapse; membrane. The record is from RefSeq and is a predicted model, not a curated record. The transcript has a single exon. Gene Ontology annotation, molecular function: protein binding. NCBI's taxonomy places the organism in Eukaryota, Metazoa, Chordata, Chondrichthyes, Chimaeriformes, Callorhinchidae. Gene Ontology annotation, biological process: axonogenesis; regulation of presynapse assembly; positive regulation of synapse assembly. The annotation marks the transcript as partial.
CCGCGCAAGAGCCCGGUCGACUCGAACCUGAGGGUCCCCCAACCCCCCGACUCCCGCUGGCCGCGUCUGCCCGGCCCCCCGGCCACCCCGACCCCCAGGCCGCCCAAAGCCGCCGCCAGGCCCCCCAAGCCCCGCAAACGACCCACGCCCCGCGUCCCGAAGGACCGGCAGAUAUUCGGGCCAAUCAUGGUCUACCAGACCAAGUCGCCAGCACCGGUCGUUUGCCCUGACGUCUGCUCCUGCAGCCUCCAGGCAUCAGACAAUGGGCUGAACGUGCACUGCCACGAGAGGAGCAUCAGCAACAUGAGCCAACUGCAGCCCAGACCCUCGCAGCCGAAGAAGCUCUACCUUACGGGCAACUUGCUCCACACUGUGCGGCUCGGCGACCUGGAGACCUACUCGGGCAGCCUCGAACUGCUGCACCUGGGCAACAAUCGGAUCUCUGCCAUCCAGGAAGGUGCCUUUGGCAACCUCACCCACCUGCGCAGACUGUAUCUCAACGGCAACCACAUCGAAAGGUUGUCGCCGGCGAUCUUCGAGGGACUCAAGCGUUUGCAGUAUCUGUACUUGGAGUCCAACGUGAUCAAGGACAUUCUGCGGUCCACCUUUCACUCCCUGGCCAACCUCCACUUGCUGUACCUCAACAACAACCUGCUCAGGUCCUUGCCCAUCAGUGUGUUCGCUGGCACAAAUCUGACCAGGCUGAACCUGAGGAAUAACCACUUCUCUCAUCUGCCGGUGAAGGGUGUCCUAGAUCAACUGUCUGCUUUCGUUCAGAUAGAUCUUCAGGAAAACCCUUGGGACUGCUCCUGUAAGAUCAUCGCUUUGAAGAACUGGAUGGAGCAACCCAGUGCCAGCAUUGUGGUCAAUGAAAUAACUUGUGAAUCUCCAGCGAGGUUCGCAGGGAAACUCCUGAGACCGCUCAGGAAUGAGGACAUCUGCCCAGAACAUUCUGAUAUAAUAGCUGCCACAAUUGUGGCUGUUACAUACAGCUCAGAUGCUGCGCAGAGCAAUAGCCAGUCCCCAAGUCCAGGACCAGCCCAGUCUAGUGCAGUUCCACUCUCGGUUCUUAUUUUAGGGUUACUGGUCGUAUUUAUUUUGUCCGUCUGUUUCGGAGCUGGUCUGUUUGUCUUUGUGCUGAAAAGACGUAAAGGCAGUCAAAGUGCCCACAACAGUGCAGCCAACAACUUAGAUCUCAGCUCGUAUCAACUUCAGUAUGGCUCGUACAAUGCUGGUCCAAACGACAAAACAGAAGCACACGUAUACAACUACAUUUCCCAUCCUGUGGGACAAAUGUGCAAGAAUCCAAUCUAUAUACAGAGAGAAAAUGACCAGGUCACAUAUUUUAGAGACCUACAUGAAUUAAGUUACAGUGGCCUCGAUGUCAAGAAAAGAAAUCAACUCAGAAAUCCUACUUAUACAAUAAGCACGGUUGAGUUGUUAGAGAAACAGCCAUUGGCUCCAAGGCAGCCUGAAUUGCUGUAUCAAAACAUUGCAGAAAGAGAUAAAGAGCUUCCAAGCAGCUUGAAUGCUCAUUACAGUUUCUGCACUUUACCUAAACGCCAGUUUACUCCGUCGUACGAAGUUAGGCGCCAAAAUCAGGACAGAUUAAAUAAAACAGUUUUAUAUGGGACGCCGAGAAAACAUUUUGGGGAACCAUCGAAAAUCGAAAACCUUUCCAUCCAAGGGAAGCUUCACACAGAACCAGACUACCUCGAAGUGCUGGAGAAACAGACUGCAAUCAGUCAGUUGUAAAAUAUAGCUUAACAACUAAAAGUACAGUAUGUUUUAUUCUAAUAGACCUUCAAUACAACAACGUUUUGACUCAUUAAAGGUAAAUCAGUGGUGAACGUAAAUACAAGAGACUGAAUCUUGAUUCUCAGUAUAGUUUUAUUUCACUGAUGUAUAAAUGAAGAAUCUUACAUAUAAUUAUUGGAUGUGGCAUUCAUUUCUAUUUCUUAGUUGUCCCUGGCAUAUAUACACAAUAUAUCCUAUUUUUGUUGCAGUAAUUUGAUUUCUUUUGCUUACCACUGGUGUUGACAAUUUGGUCAUAUUGUAUAAGAUUUGUGUUUUAAAUUUCCAAAGACCUAAUUUUUUUAUGGUGAGCUGUUUGUAUGGUAUAUAGGACAUAAAGGGCAUUUUUGACGGAGGACAUUAAUUAUAGUACCCACACAAGCCACUGGGCAUUUACUCUUAGGCUGGAAGUGCCUUUGCACUUGAAGAAUAAGAACACUUUAUCUCCGCUGUUCUUCAGCAUUGUACAGUGGAGGUCUUUUCCAUGCAUUGUAUUUUUGGGGGCUGAGUAUUUA